Molecule: messenger RNA, 1089 nt
Organism: Corticium candelabrum
Lineage: Eukaryota; Metazoa; Porifera; Homoscleromorpha; Homosclerophorida; Plakinidae
Exons: 2
Coding region: 12-866 (284 amino acids)
Source: RefSeq, a predicted model, not a curated record
UACGGUACAAAAUGGGAAAAACGCUGAGUAAAGAAGAACAAGAACAGAAGGAAGUAAACGAACUGAGAACAAAAGUGAUUAAACUAUUUCAAGGCCAGCAGCUUCUGUUUGUUGGAACGAUUGGUAGUGGAAAGUCGUCUUUCGUUAACACUGUAAAUCACGCCCUCAAUCUGGUAGACCCAAAAGUUCCCUAUCAAGAAUUGGCAAGAAUAGGGGCAACCGAUGCAGUUCAUGGUACGAUGACCUACCGCACGUACACCAUGAAAAAAGGACUCUUUCAGUCGCUCAAAAGUCAAGUACCAGAUCCUUCAAAUGCUCCAAGACUUUUCGACAUCGCUGGAGUUACCGAGCAGUUGCUACAGAAAGAUAAUUUUGAUUUCAAACAGGUUCUAGUUUAUCUCAUACAAGGAAAAGUAAAGGAGCUUACUCAAAUGAUAAAGUUGUAUAACAGCAAACAACAAUUGCAAGAAAUAGGGAAACAAGAAGAGGUAGAGGAAAAUAAAGUGUGGAUAAUGGUUUGUGUAGUUUCGCUUUACGAUCCAUUUCCUCAACUGUUGCUCGAACAAGUAGCUAGCGCUGUACAGGAGUUGGAGCCUCAAAAUGGAGGAACGAGUGUGUUUGUGGUUUUAACUAAAGGUGACAGGUUGGACAGUGUAGACCGGUCGACUAGAGUAAAAAAUUUCAGCAAAAGAUGUCAAACAGUUCUAAACAUUAUGGAAAAACGAAUAUUUGAAGUUAACAACUACCUACCCUCAGAACUGAAGAUUGACGCAACAACGACGAAAAACUUAGAAAAAGAAAAAAGUGUCGUGGCUGCUCUCAAUUUCAUGCUUCAGCCUGCUUUCAUUCCAGAUUCGCAAAAGUGACAGAAAGUUAGGCCAAAUAGUAACUGUGCCAGAAACCUUUAAAGCGCUGCAUUAGUUAGCUGUCUGCCAGACAUUAUGAUGUUUGCAUAGUGAGUUAUCAAUCAAGACACUAUUGCUUAUGCAUUUAGAUAUACAUUAUAUAAUGAGACCGCACCAAGUGCGGUCAUUCAUGUCCAUAUCAUAAUCACAAACUGUAUAUACGCUUCUAGUGCAGAGAAAUGAA